AUGUCAACCCUGCUUCACAAGGAAGCUCCUCCAAGAGCUUGCUCCGUCGCAAGUUCAACACCACCAUGCCGUCCGAGGAGGACGCACUCUCCCGCCACGAAGAUUAUGGCCCUCAGUCGACGGGAUGUGAUUCUCGCUGGCAUCGCGUCCUUUAUCGCUUGGGGGUACGCUGUUAACUGGAUCCCUGCUCUGCGCUGGGCUGGCUAUGCUCUUGUAGUUGGCAUCAUACUGCCAAUCGUGGGGUUGAUCGCAUUGCUCGUCACGACUUCGAGGGGGAGCAGAUAUACCUAUAAGAACAGACAGAUUCGCCCGAAGGGACCAAAGUUUCUGGGUGCGAAGGAAUGGGAUAAGGAAAUCGCUGCGCUUCGACGUCGGCAAGCAUACCAUUGGAAACCUCUCUACCCGGAAUCAUUUCUGGUCUCGAAUGCGCUGGACGAGCUACUAGAGUUCAUUCUACGGGAUUUCGUUAGCACCUGGUAUUCGAAUAUCAGCAAGAAUCCAGUAUUCGUCAAUGAAGUAGACAAAACAAUCCGGCUUGCGCUGUCUAGUCUGUUAGAUAUCGUGCUAGACCUAGACAUAACGGAAAUCGUCACAACACGAUUUGUGCCAAUUUUGACGGCGCAUUUCAAAGAAUUCUACGAAGCCGAAAGGGCUAUACGAGGCAAGAACUUGAAUCGCCAUGUCACAGAGUCAGACGAGUUGGACCUGGCUAUUGCUGCGAAGUACAAGGAUGGAAAGUUACAUGCGGCCGCGUCUCUAGCAUUCUCGGACCUGAAGUUGGUUCAACAGGACUAUUUGCGAAAGAUGACCAGGGAACUACUUCCCCGAUUACUCCCUGACAGAGUUCUCGCGAGUCGAGCUGUUGGAGUUUUGAUACAAGAACUGGUUUCUUGCGCAGUUCUUUCGCCUGCCAUUGGGAUGUUGGCGGAGCCCGACACAUGGAAUCAGAUUAUGGAAGCUUAUGGCCGCUCGAUGCUACAAGAUCGUUCUACUGUACGGAAACUGCGAGCGGCACUUGACGAGCAUGCUUCCCCAGCCCCAAAGCCGAAACGAACGGCCCCUUUCCCACGGAUAUCACCUGGCGAUCAUGAGAGGAAGUUCGAGAAGUUUGUCCGAGCUAUUCGGAAGGUCAAUAAUCUCUCAGAUGCUCGCCGCUUUCGAAGUGAAAUCACAAGCCAACUAAAACGAGAUGCUCUUCAAGAAGGGCAAGACCCCAUAUAUCUUCGUCGUCUCGAUAUCGGCAAGAGAAUAGCAGAUCAGCGAGUACAUCAGCUUGCAGCUGGCGGUGAAAGAAUCCCAUCAGCGGACCUCAGCCAGAAACAAGCCCCAGUUUCAAAAUUAGAGAAUGCGUCGCUUGUUGAUCUGUUGCGUGACCCCUCUGGACUGUCUUAUUUCAUGGAAUAUAUGGAUAGGCAAAGUCUAAUGCCAAUGGUACAAUUUUGGAUUGUUGUAGAUGGGUUUCGAAAUCCACUCGAGGAUGAAUCUGUAGAAGGAGACGAAAUUCCAGUCACACUUGCUCCUUGGACUGAAGCAGAUAGAAUGGAUAUUGCGAUGAUAAAUGAAGCUUACUUAUCAAAGCCUGAACUCAAAGUGUCCGAGCAGUCGAAACAGCAUGUCACCGAUUUCUUGAAAGCAGGCAAAGAAGCUACGCCUAAGCAAUACUUCUUAGCCAGGAGAGCUGUAUUGAGAACCCAAACUGCAGCUUUGGAAUCUAUGCAAGAUAAGCACCUUGCAAAUUUCAAAAAGUCGGACCUGUUCUACAAAUGCCUUACGUCUCAAGAAGCGUCAAAACCUCAGGCGCUUCAGCCGUCGACUAUCGGUCCGUCGCGAGUAGAAACCAUCUACAACAAACCCGCUUUACCUGUUCGUGCGAUUUCAGCGCAAGCUUUACCCCCUAAACCGACGCCAUUAUCUCGAGUCUCGGCGAAACUAUUACCUAAACGCGGUCAUGACCUCCGUAGAUCUGUCGUGUCGUCAAACGAUUUAGUUGGAGCUACCUCGCGUGUAUCUGAGAUACUACACGAGAACCGUCCCUCUUUUGACGAAGAGAAUUCCGGCCCUCUUUUUGAUGACGAGGACUUCGACAGUGAGGCAAUGGGUAAUUCAAUCCAUAGUCUUGACCAGGAUCAGCGCGAGUCAACGCCAGACAACAAUGUAGUCGAAGCCAUGGAAGCAGCCCUAAACGAUAUCAUGGAGGAUAAGCCAGAUGUGGAGGAAAUGCGGAAAUCACUUUUCGGACAAGAUCUCGAGUCAUCAAUACACAGCACUUCGUCUUUAAAUGGGGGUCAUAACUCUACCAGGAGUUCGAUGGAUAACAAGCGUGUAGACCUCUUUGGCGACAAGGUAGAGAAACCCAGUAUCGCAUCGUUAGGCCUCGUUAAUACUUCUUCUCGCAUUGGCGUCUUUACUGAUGAUGAUUUAUUCGGAGAUGAACAAAAGUUCCUUGCGGACGAGCAUGAUGAUCCUGAGGAAGACAAAGCUCGAGACGAAGAGGAAGAAGUUCACGAAGCUGCUCCAGGCGAUCUAGGUCUGAUGGAAGCCAUCACUGUUCUCACGGCCGAUAUUGACAGACUCGUAGCACAAGAUGCUGUUGUUGACUCUUUGACUAGGAAGGCGGAGUUGACUAAUAACAAUGCUGAGUUGCGAAUUUUGAAGAAGUCCAAAGCGAGUUUGCAAAGGGAAAUUCGCCGCAAGGAGCUUCAGCGACAACAAUACGUAAUACAAGAGAGUGACAAUAGUCUUUAUGGACGCUCGACUAUCAAGAUCAAGUCAAUCAUGGCUGGGAAAGAGGAAGACGGCCGAGAGUAUGCUGUCUACGUUGUCGAAGUACAGCGGAAAGCUGGUGAGCAGAUGCCAGCCGCUACAUGGACCGUAACUCGUCGCUACAGCGAAUUUCAUGAGCUGCAGCAACGACUCCGAAUGAAGUACUCUUCGGUCAGGAACCUCGAUUUCCCCCGGCGACGUAUGGUCAUGAAGAUGCAAAGCGAGUUCCUUUCCAAGCGGAGACAGGCGCUGGAGAAAUAUUUGCGGGAGCUACUCUUGCUUCCAGACGUUUGCCGUAGCCGUGAAUUGCGAGCCUUCUUGUCUCAAAGCGCAAUUGCACCUGGUACAGAUAGCUUCUAUGAUCAUGAAGACAAAAAGGAUAUCGUCACUAGAUUUUAUAAUUCGGUGACAGAUGGUAUGGAAGAUCUUCUGGGUAACCUUCCCGUACUGGAUCAGCUUUCUGUCGCGGGUCAAAACUUGCUCUCUGCGGCUACGAAUCAACUGGUCACAAUGCCGACAGCAAUCGGAGAGGAUCCAGUGACAGCAGCAGAGGCUGAAGCCGAACUGAACGCCUUCGAGGACCGAGAACUGGAACCGUUCGUCAAGCCUAUCUGUGAUAUCUUCUUGGAAGUGUUCGAACUCAACCGUGGUAAUAAUUGGCUGCGUGGCCGGGCUGUCGUGGUUGUACUUCAUCAAUUACUUGGAGGAACUAUCGAACGCAAGGUACGGGAUAACGUCAAGGGUAUAAUCUCUGAGGAGGCCAUCAUCAAAUAUGUCGGCCUUCUCAAAGAUUCCAUGUGGCCCGGCGGGAAUCUAAAACGAGACGGCAAACCCAGAACCGAAGCAGAAAAGGCGAAAAGUAGAACAGAAGCGAGUUUGAUGCUUGCGACACUUAUUCCAGAUUUGGCAGCAAGUGUGGUAGGAAGAGUGAAUGCACAGGCUGCGAGUAGGAGAAUCUUUGCAACUUUUAAUAAUCCGCGGUUGAAUGCACACCUUGUCUUCACCAUGUUAGAUGAAGUUAUUGAUGUAUUAUUUGGAGAUAUCAGGACAUAA
Messenger RNA from Glarea lozoyensis ATCC 20868, 3816 nucleotides. RefSeq names its product PX. Bases 1 to 3816 code for a protein of 1271 amino acids. Gene Ontology annotation, molecular function: phosphatidylinositol binding. NCBI's taxonomy places the organism in Eukaryota, Fungi, Ascomycota, Leotiomycetes, Helotiales, Helotiaceae. Gene Ontology annotation, cellular component: intracellular membrane-bounded organelle. The transcript has 3 exons. The record is from RefSeq and is a predicted model, not a curated record.